This is a messenger RNA of Hyalella azteca, 2466 nucleotides long. RefSeq names its product mitochondrial enolase superfamily member 1. NCBI's taxonomy places the organism in Eukaryota, Metazoa, Arthropoda, Malacostraca, Amphipoda, Hyalellidae. Gene Ontology annotation, molecular function: magnesium ion binding; hydro-lyase activity. Gene Ontology annotation, biological process: carbohydrate catabolic process. Bases 364 to 1689 code for a protein of 441 amino acids. The transcript is spliced from 9 exons. The record is from RefSeq and is a predicted model, not a curated record.
GUAUGCUGUUCACCCAAUUCUUAAACACCUUCUAUUAUCAUUCUAUUAUCAAAUUUUGAUUGUUGCGUAGAAGUGAAUCCCGAUUUAAUCCUGUAUAUGUUCUGUCUGGGCAGAAAUAAGCAAAAUAAUAAUUGAUACACUUUUAGACCACUUCAGCCCACUCUUAGCCCACCUCUGUCCACUUUCAUCCCUCUUCAGCCCAUAUAUAGCCCACCUCUGUCCACUUUCAUCCCACUUCAGCCCACAUCUUAGUUACCUCUGUCCGCUUUCAUCCCACUUAGGCCCACUCUUAGCUCAACUCUGUUUACUUUCAGCCCACUUCUAGCCCAUCUCUGUCCAUUUUCAGCCCACUUAUAGCCCACAAUGAGCGACAACUUCGCAGCGACGCGCGUGCGGGCGCUGUCGGUGCGCGACAUUCGCUUCCCUACAUCCCUCGAGAACACGUGUCCCUCUGAGCAGCACCCGGACCCCGACUACUCGUGCGCGUACGUGACGCUCUUCACGGACACGGACUUGCGAGGACACGGACUCUGCUUCACCCUCGGGCGGGGAACGGAGCUGGUGGUGAGCGCGGUGAAGUCCCUGGCGCGGCUGGUGGUGGGGCGGCCGCUCAGCAAGCUCUUGUACGGCAACAUGCGCGCCACCUGGCACUCCCUGGUGUCUGAGAGCCAGCUGCGGUGGGUGGGGCCAGAGAAGGGUGUGGUGCAUCUUGCUGUGGGUGCUGUGGUCAACGCGCUGUGGGAUCUGUGGGCCCGGCUGGAGCGCGUGCCGCUGUGGAAGCUGCUCGUGGACAUGGACCCACAAGUGCUGGUCAGCACCAUCGACUUCACGUACAUAACGGACGCGCUGACGGAGCAGGAGGCGCUGCAAAUGCUGCAGCAGAUGCAGGAGGGCAAGCAGGAACGCGAGAACUUCAUGCUGAAGAACGGCUACCCCGCCUACACCACUGCUGCAGGCUGGAUCGAGUACUCGGACGAGAAGAUUAGGACGAAGUGCGAGCAGUUCCUGGCUCGAGGAUGGCGGCACUUCAAAUUGAAGGUCGGACUCGACCUGCAGCGCGACAAGGAGCGAUGCAGGCUUGUGCGUGACAUCAUCGGUUUCUGCCGCCCCCUCUGGAUCGAGGAACCCACCAGCCCUGAUGACAUCCUGGGGCACGCCACUAUUGCCGAUGCGUUACGGCCCCUGGGCAUCGGCGUAGCGACGGGCGAGGCCUGCCAGAACCGCGUGGUGUUCAAGCAGCUUCUUCAGGCCAAGGCCAUCGACUUCUGCCAGAUCGACGCCUGCCGCGUCGGUGGCGUCUCGGAGGUCUUAGCCAUCUAUCUUAUGGCCAAAAAGUUCAAUGUGCCGGUGUGUCCCCACGCCGGAGGAGUGGGGCUGUGCCAGAUGGUGCAGCACCUCCAGAUGUGGGAUUAUGUGAGCUUGACUGGCACCACCAAGAACAGGGUCAUUGAGUAUGUACCACAUCUCGAGGAGCACUUCAAGACACAAAUAAAUGUCACCAACUGCCGCUACUUCCCUCCUAAGAUCCCAGGCUACAGCGUGGAGAUGUGGGCGAAGUCUCUGCAGGAUUACGAGUAUCCUGCAGGACCAGCGUGGAAGAAGCUCUACGCAGAAGGAAAAUUCCCAGACCCCGCCAUGGAGAAAUGCCCCCUAGUCGAGCGUCCCAUUGAACGCAUCUCCAAGCGAUAGGACGAUGCACUAAAUGAUUGGUACAGGGAAAUUUAUAUUAUGUUUGAUUAGUUAAAAUUUCUAAUUUCUACUUAGUAAUGGCCACUGCUAACCUUAUUUGGGUGAGGAACACAUUCGGUGAUAGUGGUUAUUUCUUUAUGUCAGAAAAGUCUGGGGGUUUGCCGAAAUAUUAGUAACUAAUCUAGGAUUCAAAAUAUACAAGUCGAGGGAAAGGGGUCUGAAAAUACCACCAGCAAAUAGUAUGAUUCUCAAAUUAUAUUUCAUCUUAAAAUAUGUAAAUUAUCGCGUCCUUUAUGCGUGCGACAUGCACUUGUCGAUUGUAGCCAUACGGCGCGGAGCUGUAAUCGGGAUCGCAGCCUCCUGCCGUUUAUUACUGUUUUUGCGGUUGCUAGUAUUAGAACUUCCGCUGAACUGCUGCUUAGGAUAAUUUACCAUAAUUAUUUCGUUCAUUUCUUGUUCAUAUUAUCGUAGUCGGUUAACUGUUCUCCUCUGUGAAGUAAAGUCUUCCUCGACAGAGUACAGUAGGCAUAAAUUUUCCGUUGACAACAUACGAAUUUAAAGACUUGGGCACACCAUCCACGAUAGUUCCUAAGGAUUGGUAUCUGUUGCCACUUUCAUCAUUUAUUUCAGCCGAAAGUUAUGUAAUGCAAAGAUUUGACUUAUUAAAUACCCGUCUAGAUUUAUCGUUCGUCUGAUUCCCAAAUGUAUAAUUUCGUUUGUUCUGAAGUGCGGAAUUUUGUCCCGCAGUUUUACAGAAGAUAAAAAGAACCAAACGAA